GCGGAUAUAGUGAAUGCGGGGUCCGGAGAGCGGAUAUAGUGAAUGCGGGGUCCGGGGAGAGCGGAUAUAGUGAAUGCGGGGUCCGGGGAGAGCGGAUAUAGUGAAUGCGGGGUCCGGGGAGACCGGAUAUAGUGAAUGCAGGGUCCGGGGAGAGCCGGAUAUAGUGAAUGCAGGGUCCGGGGAGACCGGAUAUAGUGAAUGCAGGGUCCGGGGAGACCGGAUAUAGUGAAUGCAGGGUCCGGGGAGACCAGAUAUAGUGAAUGCAGGGGUCCGGGGAGAGCGGAUAUAGUGAAUGCAGGGUCCGGGGAGAGCGGAUAUAGUGAAUGCGGGUUACGGGGAGA
Molecule: messenger RNA, 341 nt
Organism: Staurois parvus
Lineage: Eukaryota; Metazoa; Chordata; Amphibia; Anura; Ranidae
Source: the annotation of a GenBank genome assembly